AACGCCGUUACACAAGCCGGAAUCAUGACCCGGCGAGCGAUUAAGUAACAGACGAACCUAGUUAAUAUCUUCUUCCAACGCCUAUAUUUUAGUCCUAAAAACAGGCCUAAAUGUCCGAGAUAAUUAAAUAGCCUAAGAAAUGCCGAUACGUCUGUAUAACGCAAGGCUUCGCUACGUCUUGGAUAAGUGGCCAGGGAAGCGCUACUUGGGCAUGUACCGCUUCCUGCCCAUGUUCUUUGUUCUCGGAGCCGCCCUCGAGUUUUCCAUGAUUAAUUGGCAUGUUGGAGAAGUGAAUUUCUAUCGCACCUACAAGAAACGACAAGCACAGGAUAUUGCCCUACAGGAACUGCAAGACGAAGGAUUGUUGCCACAAUAAAUACCAAAAUACAGAAUCUGGUCUUCAACAAAACUAGACAAUCUAACUCCCAAAGAUCCUCUGCCUUGAAACUUGUACAUCACGAGUACUGUAAAUAAAAAUGCCAGCCGGUGUCACGUGGGGGCGUUACCUGCGC
Molecule: messenger RNA, 512 nt
Organism: Penaeus indicus
Lineage: Eukaryota; Metazoa; Arthropoda; Malacostraca; Decapoda; Penaeidae
Gene: sloth1
Product: small integral membrane protein 4-like
Exons: 3
Coding region: 140-376 (78 amino acids)
Source: RefSeq, a predicted model, not a curated record